This is a messenger RNA of Thamnophis sirtalis, 2728 nucleotides long. Lineage: Eukaryota; Metazoa; Chordata; Lepidosauria; Squamata; Natricidae. The record is from RefSeq and is a predicted model, not a curated record.
AUGUCAGCAAGGCUGCAUUUAACCACUGCGCCACCUCGGCUGAAUGAUGAGGCUUAUCCAUCGUUUGUGGUUUCUUCUUUCCAGAAAGUGGUGACGGCCUUGGAUCGAACAUGGCACCCGGAGCACUUCUUCUGCGCACAGUGCGGAGCGUUCUUUGGCCCUGAAGGUUUCCAUGAGAAGGACGGCAAAGCCUAUUGUCGCAAAGAUUACUUCGAUAUGUUCGCCCCCAAAUGUGGCGGCUGCGCCCGGGCCAUUUUGGAGAACUAUAUCUCGGCCUUGAACACCCUCUGGCACCCUGAGUGCUUCGUUUGCCGGGAAUGCUUUACCCCGUUCAUCAACGGCAGCUUCUUCGAACACGACGGGCAGCCCUACUGCGAAGUGCAUUACCACGAGCACCGCGGCUCGCUCUGCUCCGGCUGCCAGAAGCCCAUCACGGGCCGCUGCAUCACCGCCAUGGCGAAGAAAUUCCACCCGGAACAUUUCGUCUGUGCCUUCUGUCUCAAGCAACUCAACAAGGGAACCUUCAAAGAGCAGAACGACAAGCCUUAUUGUCAGAACUGCUUCCUGAAACUCUUCUGUUGAGGUUCACCUCGCCACCAUCCAUGGUGUCUUCUUCUCCUGCCAGGAAACCCUCGCCUUGUUUUUUUGUUUUGCUGUCGGGUCGUCCCCCGUCCAGCAACUUCAGCGGGUUGAUGUAGGAGAGGAGGAGGAAGAGGAAGUGUGUGUGUGUGUGUGUGUGUGUGAAUGAGAUGCUCGCAGAUGCUCUAGGAAGGUGGAGGAUCAUCCAGAGAAAAGAGGCAACGGGAUUAUGGGGGUUGGAUCUUCUCCAACUUCUCCUCCGUUGGAGAACAUGGGGACCACACCUCCCGGAAUUCUGAGCCAGCUUUGCUUUUUUGGGGAGCUGUUGGGAUGCUAAGAUGCCAAGGUUUGGAAGAUGUCCAAGAAGUCCAAAAGAGAUAUUUGAGUAGGAAGAUGGGACGUCAUGACGUCUGAGAGACACAAAGGACGUUGGGGUGGCUAUGGUGGACAUGGGGUUAAGGAGAUAAACAGGGAAUAAGAGUUGCCUCCAAGGAAGGUAGAGAGCUGGACUCUCCAAUUUUGGCAAUGUUUAAGACUUCUGGGCUUUCACCUUCCCCAGAAUUCUCCAGCCAACCACGGGGAAUUCUGGGAGUUGAAGUCCACACAUCUUAAAAAGUUGCCAAGUUUGGAGACCCACUGAGAGAGGAUGAAAACAUCUGGUGUGGAGUUUGGAGACCCACCAGGGCAAAAUGGUUGUAAAAAUCGGCUGUCUUGCUGGAGCGAUGAAAAUUCUGGUGUUCAUUCCCGUCGUAAGUCGAGGUCUGGUUAUAUUUUGUGGCCGCGCCCGAGAGAAGGGAGAAGUGUUAAAAACCACGAAUUUUGACUAUAUAUAUAUAUAUUUUUAUUCUCCUCCAGCUCAUCUCUCGUGCCUGUGUAAGACUCUUCCCCAGAGAUGACCUUCUGAGCAAUAAUUCAAAAACUUUUUACACCCGACGUAACAAUUUCGUAAAACCUUUGCUAUUCUGCUCAAGCCGUCCCGUCCCCCCCCCCCGCUUCCCGGGGUGUUUUGAUUGUGAGAAAAACACAACCUUUUUUUUUUUUUUUGCUAAUUCAGCCGAAUGCUGUGUGUUUGGGUGAAGAAUGUGGCGUGAUUUUUUUUUUUAACACUGGGUCUUGACUGCAUAACAAAAAAAAUUUAAGCUUUUAAAUCUCUUAUAUGGAAAUUUUAGUUUUAUGAACAAUUUUUCGACGGAUGCUUUAUAUAAGUAUCUGGUAUUUUUUCUCGGGCAGGGCCCUAAGCUUUGAUGGUUCCUGUCUUUACGAGCCUUGAUGCUUUCUUAAAAAAACCAACUAUUAAUUAUAUAUAAAUAUAUAUAUAUAUAUAUAAAAAAUCUUUUUUAAACUGGGGGGGUCGGAGAAGUGGAAUCUAUUAGGAGCGUGUGUAUAUUUUCUUUCUUUCUUUCUUUCUUUCUUUCUUUCUUUCUUUCUUUCUUUCUUUCUUUCUUUCUUUCUUUCUUUCUUUCUUCUCUUUUCGCUUAUUAAGUAGUUUUGUACGGAUCAACUGGAAUGGAAGUUGGCCUCACGAUGGCGGAAAUGUCUUCCCACAGCGCUGGCCUUGAAACAGGGAUGAGCAGCACCCCCUAGAGUCAGCGGCGAUUAGUGGAAUAAAAUCUGUAGGGAUUCCAUUACCUUUCCUUUCCAUUUUCCCCCCUCUCCUUUUGUUUCCAAAGCCUGAAUUUGGGCUGAAGGCUCUUUCAAAAAUCCCGCCUGUUUUAUCUCGCUUUCAACCUGAGAAGGCCCAUCAAACGGUUUGAUGUGUUAGGACAAAAAAAAUAAACAAACAAAUGUGCCUUUCCCCUCAUUUUCUGUGUUUUUUUAAAAUUAAAAUUCUUUUGAGGUGGGCUAUUCUACGUUACUGUAACUUGGGCAAUAUAGGCAGUUUUUUAAAAAAAAUUAAUAUUUUUCCUGUGCUUUACUCCCUUAAAAAAAAAAACACGACAUAACCAUUUAAGUGCCUCAAAAUGAAGUGGCUCUUGAUGAAAACUUCAGCUGUUCUGCUCAGGAAGAGAAGGGGUGGUUUUCCUGUGGAAUUAUAUCUCUCUCCCCCCACCCCCCCCUCUCCAUUUUCUGUAUUCCUUUUUUGCAAUGUGUUGUUCCCCCUUCUUAAAAGUCCCUGUGAUGAUGCUAAAUAAAAGAUUUGGAGACAAGC